GGAUCAGCUGCAAUGCUACCUCCACUGUGCACUUCAAUAAUGAGACCGAGUCUUUGCUUGUUCCCGCAAUAUCUAUUGUUGUUUGUGAAGACACCCGUUUUCAUUGCUAUGUCAGCAUUUGACCAAAUCCAGAUAAGGUUGAACUUAUUUCGUGAGGACGAAGUGUGCUUGGUUAGCCAAAACUGCACCGAUGACCGGAAGGAGGCAAUGCAAGAAUUGAGAUGGGAUGUAUUAGCUGCACUGCCGAAAGCUCUUCCAUUAUUUAGGGGCAUGUGGAUUACAAGUUGUAUCGCCCAUGAUUUGCCUUACUUUUCUACGCUGAAAAUCAUAGGGAACAAGACCUUUGCUGAGGUAUUUCAUGAUUGGUACUAUGACUGCGAUUACUUGCAAGUAAUCGAUACAUCUAUGGAGCCAAGAAAUUGUUCAGCAUAUGGGAUAAAUCCUCAAGCACUGAAAUACUGAAUUGAUACAUGCAGAAUGAUGUGAUAAAGUUAGAUGUUGGCAGGCUUGAAUUGUUGUAUUUGAAUUUAUACAUGCAAAGUUUGAUAUGAUCAAUGGUUAAAUAGUUUGAUUACUGAGUAAUUUGACAUCAAAAUAGCUCAUAGUUUUAACUUACCUAAUAUAAUUGAAUCAACUGAUUUGAUUUGAUUUUAUUUUUUGAUAUUAUUUAGUUCGUGGAUU
Messenger RNA from Ipomoea nil (Japanese morning glory), 681 nucleotides. Its product is annotated as pectin acetylesterase 9-like. Gene Ontology annotation, cellular component: plant-type cell wall. The record is from RefSeq and is a predicted model, not a curated record. The transcript is spliced from 5 exons. Gene Ontology annotation, molecular function: pectin acetylesterase activity. Gene Ontology annotation, biological process: cell wall organization. Bases 13 to 462 code for a protein of 149 amino acids. NCBI's taxonomy places the organism in Eukaryota, Viridiplantae, Streptophyta, Magnoliopsida, Solanales, Convolvulaceae.